This is a messenger RNA of Coniosporium apollinis CBS 100218, 897 nucleotides long. RefSeq names its product dihydrodipicolinate synthetase. The coding region runs from base 1 to 897 and encodes 298 amino acids. The transcript has a single exon. Gene Ontology annotation, molecular function: N-acetylneuraminate lyase activity. The record is from RefSeq and is a predicted model, not a curated record. Lineage: Eukaryota; Fungi; Ascomycota; Dothideomycetes. Gene Ontology annotation, biological process: N-acetylneuraminate catabolic process. Gene Ontology annotation, cellular component: cytosol.
AUGAACCCUCCGGAAUUGAAGGGCAUCCUUGUAGCCUUGGUUACCCCAUUUACGGACGAUGGAUCCAGAAUUGACGAGGACCGUCUGAAAGCACAUAUUGAUCACAUGAUAGACGCGGGCAUUCAUGGACUGGUACCAGGCGGCAGCACAGGAGAAUUCACAACCAUGAAUCUCGACGAGAGGAAGCAACUGGUCGAGCUUUGCGUCCAGUUUGCCGCCGGCCGAGUUCCUGUUGUGGCCGGAGUUGGAUGCCUGUCGACGAGUGAUUGCAUCCACCUAGCCUCUCAUGCAGCCCAGGCAGGGGCGGCUGCCUUAAUGGUCGUUCCGCCGUUUUAUGAUGCUCUGUCUGUGGAGCAGCUGCAAGGAUUGAUGUCAGAAAUCUCCCAAGCUUCACAGUUACCGAUCGUCUACUACAACAUACCCUCUGCAAGCGGUCUCAAGCUGAGUCCUCAGCAGAUGGCCGAUCUGUCUGAGGUCGGAGUCAAGUAUCUCAAAGACACCUCGGGCGAUGCUCCGGCGCUCACAGAGCUCCUGUUUGGCCUGCACGACAAAAUCACCGCUUUCAAUGGGUGGGACACUUUGACCUUCUACGGUUUGGCUGCGGGCGCCAAGGGAUCCGUCUGGGGAGCCUCGAACAUCAUUCCGGAGUUGUCGGUUCAAUUGUGGGAAGCUCUUGCCGUAAGGGGCGAUUUAAAGCUUGGCCGCGAGUUAUGGGCCAAGAUUUGGCCAAUUUGCAGGUUUCUCGAAUCCCAUCAUUACGCUUCCGCUGUAAAGACGGGAAUGGAGCUGCUGGGCAAGCCGACCGGCGGUUUACGGAAGCCUUUCGCCUUGCUGACAGGCGAUCCAAGGCAAACGCUGGCGCAACUUCUGAAGGAUGCAGAUUUGGAGACGGUAUAG